ACAAACCCUACUCCCAUCAAAAUGUCUAACCCCCGUGUUUUCUUCGACGUCAGCAUUGGCGGCGACCCCGCUGGCAGGAUCGUCAUGGAGCUCUACGCAGACAAGGUUCCCAAGACUGCUGAGAACUUCCGCGCCCUCUGCACCGGUGAGAAGGGUACCGGCAAGUCUGGAAAGCCCCUCCACUACGAGGGCUCCGUCUUCCACCGCGUCAUUCCCCAGUUCAUGCUUCAGGGCGGUGACUUCACCCGCGGCAACGGCACCGGUGGUGAGAGCAUCUACGGCGAGAAGUUUGAGGACGAGAACUUCAAGCUAAGUCACACUGGACCCGGUGUUCUCUCCAUGGCCAACGCUGGACCUGGUACCAACGGCAGUCAGUUCUUCAUCUGCACUGUCAAGACCUCAUGGUUGGACGGCAAGCACGUCGUUUUCGGCCAGGUUGUCGAGGGUAUGGACGUUGUUCAGGCUGUUGAGAAGGUUGGCUCUCAAACUGGCAAGACCAGCAAGGUGGUCAAGAUUGAGAAGUCUGGCCAGCUGUAAAUGCUUGGCCUAGCUGCCAAGUCCAACUUUGAGUGAUGCGGGCGGAUCGACGAUAACGACAAUUGACGAUAUCAACAAGUCAAUGAGCGGCACUGGUCAGUCGUAGUACCAAGCUGGGAAAUGAUAUAGACUCUUGCGCGCAAUGUUUCUC
Bipolaris maydis ATCC 48331 is the source of this 688-nucleotide messenger RNA. Its product is annotated as cyclophilin-like domain-containing protein. Gene Ontology annotation, molecular function: peptidyl-prolyl cis-trans isomerase activity. The record is from RefSeq and is a predicted model, not a curated record. Lineage: Eukaryota; Fungi; Ascomycota; Dothideomycetes; Pleosporales; Pleosporaceae. Gene Ontology annotation, biological process: protein folding; protein peptidyl-prolyl isomerization.